Molecule: messenger RNA, 3291 nt
Organism: Chaetomium globosum CBS 148.51
Lineage: Eukaryota; Fungi; Ascomycota; Sordariomycetes; Sordariales; Chaetomiaceae
Exons: 3
Coding region: 1-3291 (1096 amino acids)
Source: RefSeq, a predicted model, not a curated record
AUGGCUGCCAUGACCAUUGACGGCGUAACCCCAGCUCCGCUCCGUCUGCAGCGAAAACCGGUAGCUGGCCCCGGUAUGUCUUCCGAGGGGCCGCCGGUUGCGCAGACACAGCAACCCCAAAGCCCGCCACCAACUCAUCCUCAAUCCGGGUAUUUUUCAAUGCCAACCCCAGCUCCAAGUCCGUACGUUGCAAACGCCCAAUCUCACCCCCCGCUACAACAACAAUACGGAUCCUAUUAUCCUCCUCAAUUCCCGGCGUCGCCUCCUCCGCAACAAUGGCAUGGAGGGCCAGCCUAUGCAGCGCCCAGUCAAGCAACCCCUCCUGCUCUUUACGAAAUUGAAAGCCCUCCUAGCAGCUCAUCUUAUCAAGCAUUCCCCGUGGCGGGUGUGGCGCCGUCGAUACCGCCUAAGCGACGCCCAGUGUCAGACCCGAAGCCCAGUCUCUCCGAAGAUUCCAAAGUUACUCACGCAGCUGAAUCGGACCCCCUUGUGAACUCAACCUCGGACCCUCCCAGCAAAUCACCCGAAGCCGAGCCUCAACAGGUCCCUGAUCAAGAUACACCUUCAGAUCCGGUUCUUAGCAUGGCGGAUAGUGAAGGCCUCAUAGUUGUGGAAAAGCCUCCGCCACCUGACCACGAAGGGCUCAUCCUAUCCGACGCGACUCCGGGCUCUAUCGCGAAUAACUCACAUCCUGGCCACACUCUUCAGUCACCCGAACACCCAGCUUCAGUCUCGCCAUACCCGGGACCCAUUGCGAACAUCGUACACCAAUGGCCGUGGCACCCGUCUCUGAACGGUCCUAAUUCCCAACAUGUUGCGCCACAGGAUCAGUCGUCCCCCUCACCUGCAUCUCCGGCCGUCAGCCUCCAUCUGCAACAAGGUACACCGGCAUCUCAUCCCACACCACCGCCUUAUCCUUUCCCAGCAACCGGUACACCCCCUCCGCCGCCUUUGGCGUCGCCAACAACAGGAAAUCCAAUCUCUCGGCCCCAUUCAACCACGUUCUCCACUGUCCACUCUCACUCACCCUCCCCCAGCCCUCAGGGGUCUCAAACUGGGGCGGCAGCAACCACAAGUCUUCCUCCACCUCCACCCCCCCAACAAGCUUCACAUGUGCCAGCUGCGCCAUCAUAUACACCAGCAGCUUUCCCAAGCAAGCCCAACACUUUUCCAAUCCCCGCUACUCCAUCUGGUCACGGCACGGCACCGGCGUCCCAUCCAUCAGCAAUUCCUUCCACGCCGUCCAUCACGGGCUCCCAACACAGUUUCUCGGCACCUCCGCAGCAAUCAGCGUCUAAGCCGGCCAGGCAUUCUGGGGCGAGCACGAGCUUCGGUGGAUUUGCUAACUCUGUCUUCAGCAAAGACACAGUCAAAUGGAGCAAGAAAACGGCGAGCCGGUUUGGCGGUGCCAUCAAGACGGCCGCAACCUCAGCUCACGCGGCCGCCACGAAUGCCCAAACCGCUGCUUCGCAAGCUGCUGCGUUGCAUAGGCAAAAGUCGUUUGCCGCUGCCCAGAUGAAAGCAUCCUCGGGAGGCCAGGGAGGGGCCACCCCUCAACCGACGACAGCGACGACGACGGGUGCGCCGAGCCAACCCUCUCCAAAUACUGCUAGGAUACCGGCUCCUGCUGCAACUCCUAGUCCUCCAGUUUAUGGCCCACAAGGAAGCAAUCCCGCUCAGGUGGGAAUGAACGCGGCACCAGGGGGGGUUGGGUACGCGGCACCGCAUAGUCAGGGGCCUCCCGUUUGGCCCUCCGGGAUCGCGGCUGGUGUAAACAUGGGAAGCCCUGGGAUACCUGCAGCAGCCAGCAUAGGGCCACAGCCAGGAGCGCCUCCUCCACCUUUCCAGCGCUCUAACCUUGGAGCCGCCGUCCCCGGCUACUACCCACAGCCCUUUGCCGGGCAGCCCCCCUAUCCCAAUCAACAGCAACAACAACCUUGGUUACCCAGUGCCCCUACCACUGGACAUCCAGGGAACGUAGCAAAUGCCCCCCCGGCACCUGGAGCUGCCACUACACCGGGAGGGCCUACAGCACAACCAUCCCCCCCUCCGCCUCAGAUGGGUCCCUCUGCUCAGACCAAUCCCCAGGGUCCAGAGGCAUCUUACCAACAUUCGCCACCAGUUAUCCUCCCCUCGGGGACACAAGAGACGCCUCCAGCCCAACCCCAGGAUACCAAUACCCAGAUUCAGGAUCCUCAGCCCAAGCCAUCCGAGGAUAAUGCAGCUACAAAAACAGAGGCUGCACCAGAUUCACCAGCUCCAAGCGAUAAAGCGGGAACCGGAACCACAAACCGACAAGUCCCCUCGACGCCCAAGCCGGAUACAUCACAUCAACACAACGAAUCACCGGCGAUAGCGACAAUUGCUUCGUCAACUCCCGGGCAAGCAACUGAAGGGCAAUCCGUUCACUCUGGGCAGCCCCCGCCCCAGCCCCAGCCGAGCAAUCCCGCCACCAGCCUUCCCCAUUCUACCCAAGGACAACCUCCGCCUUCAACCGUCCAUCCAUCACCCGGUUAUCACCAGGGAUCGGGUGGCGGCCCUGUGUAUCCGUACACCUAUGGGCAACACUCGCAACCACAACCCUCCGGCUACGCUAACCCUCCCGGCCCAAGUCCAGCGACACCAGCGCCAGGGGGUAUGAUCCAGCCGGUGGGAGGGCAGCCCCCUCAACAGUACCCAUACCCGGCCAACGUGCCUCAACAACACACCUGGAAUCCCGGAAGUCCACCUCCGCAACAAACAACCUGGGGGCCACCCGCAGCACCGGUUGCGGGUCAAGGACGGCCCGUUCAACCCACUUAUGCCCAGCAGCCAUGGGGUCAGCGGCAAUUCAGGAGUUGGGGCGCCGCCAUACCAUGGAUCUCCAGGCUAUGGGCCAGACCCAAACUAAUCCAACGCAACAAGCGAAUAGCCCUCCCGCAACCUCAGUAUGCAACGCCUCAACCGCCGACUCAAUACGGGAUGGCUCCACCCCCUCAACUGCAAGCGCCCGGACAACAACCCGCCCCUUGGACCACGCCCAACGCUGCCCCUUACUCAGCCCCAGUACCCAACCCAGCGGCAGCAAACUGGCAACAACAGCAACAACCACAACAACCCCCUCCACAAUGGCACACACCGGGCCCCCAGCAGCCGGCUUGGGGCCCACCACCCGGUCCAAUACAGCCGGUACCUUCUCCGUACCCCCAACCAAACAACACCUAUCCCCAACCCGCAGCCGCGUGGGAUCCCAACGCCCAGCAACCCCAACCGUGGCCCCAACCCCAGCAACCAUGGUCACAUCCCCAGUGA